Penicillium cataractarum is the source of this 1254-nucleotide messenger RNA. RefSeq names its product TLC domain-containing protein. The record is from RefSeq and is a predicted model, not a curated record. The transcript has 2 exons. Bases 1 to 1254 code for a protein of 417 amino acids. Gene Ontology annotation, cellular component: membrane. Gene Ontology annotation, biological process: ceramide biosynthetic process. Gene Ontology annotation, molecular function: sphingosine N-acyltransferase activity. Lineage: Eukaryota; Fungi; Ascomycota; Eurotiomycetes; Eurotiales; Aspergillaceae.
AUGGCGGCGCCCACAUACUCCGGCACCCUCGCUGCCCAGCGAUCCACCGUCAACGGAGUUUCCACCCGCCGCCGCAAGACCGAGCAAGUUGUACCAACAUCAACAGCUCCAGCUCCGACCGAACCCGCUUCCAACGGCCAUGCACGACACGAAGAUGUCAAACCGGGCCGCACGCGCAAGAAGCCGCGCUCACUCCUGCGACGGCUGAAAAGGCGCGCUAUCAAGCAUACCUGGUCCAUCCCCCUCCUGCUCCUAGUCGCAUUCGCCUCGCUCUACGCCCUCGACCCGACCGAGUCCAACAUAAUCCACCACUUCAUCUUCCUCUCCUACCGCCAGGACCCGGCCACAGGGUCGAGCGCACCGGCCCAAUACGGCAAGGGCCUGUGGGACAUCGCCUUCGUAUCCUUCUACACGAUCGUAUUAACCUUCACCCGGGAAUUCAUCAUGCAAGAACUCCUGGACCCGCUCGCGCGCGCCUCGGGCAUCAAAUCCCGCGGUAAACAGCUGCGCUUCAUGGAGCAGAUGUACACGGCGAUAUACUUUGGCAUCUCUGGACCGGUCGGACUAUAUGUUAUGCGGCAGACGCCGGUGUGGUAUUUUAAUACCAGGGGCAUGUAUGAGUUAUUCCCGCAUCUGACGCAUGAGGCGGCGUUUAAGUUUUAUUAUCUGUUUGAGGCGGCGUAUUGGGCGCAGCAGGCGCUUGUGAUGGUUUUGGGGAUGGAGAAGCCUAGGAAGGAUUUUAGGGAGCUUGUUGCGCAUCAUAUUGUUACUUUGGCGUUGAUUGGGCUGAGUUAUCGGUUCCAUUUUACGUAUAUUGGUAUUGCUGUGUAUAUCACGCAUGAUAUCAGUGAUUUCUUCCUUGCGGUCUCCAAAUCCUUCCACUAUAUCGACUCUGAACUCGUCAUCCCCUUCUACGCCCUCAACGUCGGUACAUGGAUCUAUCUGCGUCACUACCUGAACCUCCGCAUCCUCUGGUCGCUACUAACCGAGUUCCGCACCGUUGGUCCUUACGAGCUGAACUGGGAGACGCAGCAGUAUAAAUGCUGGAUCUCGAAUAUCAUCACCUUCGCUUUGCUGGCGAUGCUGCAGAGUCUCAAUCUCUUCUGGCUGUAUUGUCUGCUGCGCAGUGCGUGGAAGUUUAUUUCCACGGGCGAGAAGAAGGAUGAUCGGUCGGAGGAUGAGUCGGAUGGAGAGGAGGUUGGGUGUAGUCAGAAUGGAGUUGUUAAGGGGAAUGGGGUGGCUAAGGGUCACUAG